GACAGCGGGCAGCGGCUGUGGAGGAGUUCAGGUGUUGGUUCCUUGGGAAAGGCGGUGAAUCACAGGCUGGGAAUUUACUGGGUGGGAUUGUUGGAUGCGAACCUCGCCAAUGUGCAGAGCGCAGGCUGGUGGGGAGCCUAUGAAUAAUGAAUGAUGUGGGACAGAGUUUAGCAGCGGCUGAGAUCCAGAGCGGGUCACUCUCCCGGCGAGGCGUGAACAUGCAGUUUGCUCUCUUGGUGUUGGCGCUUGGCGGGGUGAUUUGGGGCAGCGGGGCGCAGACUGGUUGCUCAGACUGCCAGCUCGCCUCUUGCCCGGCCGUGUUGUGCAGAGUGCCCGAACUGCUGGCUGAAGACGAGUGCGGCUGCUGUAAGCGCUGCUUGGGAGUACAGGGAGAGCGGUGCGGUGGCCAGGGGCUAAAGCACGGCCGCUGCGCCCCGGGAUAUGUGUGCCUGACCUCGGCGGACGGGCCGAAGGAGGAGGGGGAAAGGGAGAAGGACGAGAAGGAGGAGAGCGAGGAUGAAGAGGGAACCGGCGCCUGCGUUUGCAAGCACGACUACCCGGUGUGCGGCUCGGACACCAACACCUACCCCACCAUCUGCGCCCUGCACUUGGCCAGCUGGGUAUCAGUCCACCAACAGGAGGGCAAGAUCCACAAAACACACGACGGCGAGUGCAAAUACGCUCCCGUAAUCAUCCUCUCCCCGAAGCCAGUCCUGAACGUGACUGGUGCCCAAGUGUACUUGGUCUGCGAAGUGAAAGCUGUUCCAACUCCCAUUGUCACCUGGAGGAAGGUCACAGAGUCACCCAAGGGAGUAAAGCUUUUGGAAGAGUUGCCUGGAGAUCGGGUGAAUGUUGCAGUUCAGGUUCGUGGUGGACCAUCCAAAUACGAAAGCACUGGAUGGGUUCUGAUAAAUCCACUGACAAAGGAAGAUGAAGGUGUUUAUCAAUGUCAUGCCAGCAAUAUCCUUGGUGAGGCACAGAUUGAAGGCACAAUCAAGAUCAUGGAGAAGGUCAUGGUGACUAAAGAUAAGAUAGAAGAGGAGCUUGAAAAGAAAGAAAAUUAAAUCAUGGACUACUCCAUGCUGAUACUUCGGCGUUUUCAGAGUUAGACAAAGAUGAAACUCAUCAAACCGAAUUGAAAAUUAUGUAUUUUGUACCAUUUUCUUCUACUUUUGUAAAGUUUUUAUGAUGAUGUUAGUAGGUCCAGGAUGAAAUGACUGCCAUUUGCGUAACCUGCACAGCAUGCAAUUGAAAAUGCCUGAGGUGUUUGUAGAGAGGAGACGAUUGGAGCUGCAUAUGUUUGAAGCUCAUGGUGACUGUAUGAACCGUGCAGACGGAAUGCUGUACCGUAGCACCAUAACAAGGAUCAUUCAUGCUACGUUAAUCUAAAAUGUUUAAUCCUUCAGCAUAGCUCCUGGUACAAUAUUUAACUCUUAAUCUCUAUAUUAGUUGUGUUGUCUUCAGUGCUAAUAAAUGAGUAGUCAUUGAAUAGAUUUCUCUGCAGAUUUGUGCUUUUAUACUUUUUCACCUUCAACUUUAUCGAACAGACCUGGCGGAACUUGUGCAGCUACCAGAUUUCCAUACGUAAUUUUACCAGAAACAAUUUUUCUGAAUCUCUGGUCAUUGCACAGCUCUGUUCAUUGCUGGUGUAACUAAUGUAGAAUGGAGGUUUCCAACAGAAACUACAAAAUGUAACAGCUGUUGUGUAUUCUUUUACAAGGUGUUUUAAUAAAGAUCAUUGUUACCUUUCAGAAUUA
Molecule: messenger RNA, 1757 nt
Organism: Leucoraja erinaceus (little skate)
Lineage: Eukaryota; Metazoa; Chordata; Chondrichthyes; Rajiformes; Rajidae
Product: insulin-like growth factor-binding protein-like 1
Biological process (GO): regulation of signal transduction; regulation of cell growth
Cellular component (GO): extracellular region
Molecular function (GO): insulin-like growth factor binding
Source: RefSeq, a predicted model, not a curated record